GCUGUGUAGUGUGUCAGCUUUUACUUUGGGUUCAAUUAUGAUUGUUGUUGCAGAAAAACCAACGGCCAGGGGAAAAAAAAACCCGGUGUGCACCUCGGCAGCCUAUUGGAGACCCCCGGCUGCUUGCAAGCUGCGACUCCUUCCUUCUCUGGACCUUCUGCGCUUCUUUUAUGCUCCAGCUGACCUCCUCCUCCUCCUCCUCCUCCUCCCUCUGUGCCGCUGGUUGCCUGGAAGGUGAAGAUGCUCAGCCGUUUGUCGGGGCUGGCCAGCACCGUCCUGCACGAGCUCUCGGGGGACGGAGAAGAUGCCGGGACAGCGCCGUCCCCCGCCGGACCGGAGUUUGAAUCCAGCCAGCAGAACAUGGAGGAGGAGAGCCCAGAAGAUGUGCUGGAACGGCUGGCCCACAUGGAGAAGCUGGUGGCGCAACUGAAGACACUGUUGCGGGAGAAGGACGCUCAGCUCCAUCAGAAGGAUGCCAUGCUUGAGGAGGAGAGGCAGGCGGCCGAGGCAAAACUGCUGAAGCUGAAGCUGCAGGCUAAAGUGAAGGUGGCCCACCUGAACAAGCGCAUCGAGGAGCUGGCGGCCCAGGGAGGGGCAGCACCUGCCGAGGGGCAGCCGGAAGAGCCCCCGCCUCCUGUCCAGGGUGACCACAGCCUAAGCGAGGGGCCGGUGGACGAGACUGGCGCGCUCAGGAGGCAGCUUCAGGAGCAGGAAGAAACGGUGAGGGAGCUCCGAGGGCAGCUGCAGGAAGCGACGGGAAGACUCGGGGAUGCCCAGGCCCAGAUCAGCUGCCUUCAAGGGGACGUGCUGGAGAAAGAGUCACUCCGCGAAGAACAGGCUCUCCAGCUUCAGGCAGAAAUCCACCAGGCAGAGGCCCGCCAAGCCGAAAUGCAGCAGAAUCUGAGGCAGCUGCAGCGAAAAGUGGAGGAACAAGAGGAGGCUUUGCUGGGCCGGACACAGGUGGUCGAACUGCUGCAGCAGGAACUGAAUGUCAUUCAGGGGGAAAAGCAGAAUCUCCUGGAGAAGUUGCAAAAGGCAGAGGCGGCGCUGGAGACCUCCAGAACCACCCUGGCUUCUGCCCAGGAGGAAUCCCGAAACCUGGUCAAGAGCCUGGAGCUGGAGCUGGCCGAGCAGAAGGCGGCUUUCCAGCAGAGCCAGGAGGAGGUUGAAGAGAUGCGCCAAGAGCUGGCCCGGGCAAAGGCGGCCCAGACCGAGUGGGAUCAGGAGAGGCAGGCCGAGGUGGCCAGGCACGCUCUGGAGGUGGCGGAGAAGAACCAGGAGAUGGUUGAGCUUCAAAAGGCAGAGCAGGACCUCCAUGCCAGUUACGAGGCCGUCCAAGCGGAGAACGCCCGGCUGUGGCAGAAGGUGGAUGCGCCAGCGGAGAGCUUGCCUGACGAUGCUUCUGCCACGCCAGGUGAGACCCCCAAAAGGUGCCCGGAGCUCGGCUUGUCUCAGCCAGAACUGGAAACAGCUACAGGGGUCCCGUCUCCUCCCCUGAGCCAGGUAAUUGCUUCCAUCAGUACCUUUGCAGAAGAGGUGGCGAGGCCAGGUUUCCUGGGAAGAGACCGCAGGGAAGGCACAGAGAGAGACCAGCUGCUUUGCACAUGGGGGAGGGGCCAUCAUUUUCUGCCUCAUGCGGGCCCCCUCCUGACCGAUGCCGCCCCCGGAGCCCCCCAGGAAAAGGACGAGACCAACGCGCGGGAGCUGCAGGAACUUCAGACGCAGCUGUCGGAGGCCAAGCAGCAGCAAAGCCUCGCCAGGCAGGGCCUGAGCCAGCUCCAGCAGCUGCUGCAGGAGGAGCGGGAGAGGCGGCUGGCGGCCGAGGAGGCUUCCUCUGCAGCCCAGGAGCAGAUCCGCAGGUGGGAGUCGGAGGAGUAUGCGCAGUCUCUGGAGACCAGCAUUGCCAUGCCGCCCAGCCAUGAGCACGCCCGGCUGCUGGGGUCUGCCGAGAGCGCCUUCAGCAAGGCUCGAGGGCCCCGGGGGCUGCCGCGUGUCCUGCGCUCUCUCUUCUGCCCCCGGAGGCUGUUCUCCCUGCUGGCCACCCUCUACCUCCUCGGGAUCCACCUGCUGAUAUUCCUGCACGCCGUGGGACGCCUGUGAGAAGACCGAGGCACCGGAACUUGGCUGGACCGCGGACCCCGAUGCCUGGCGGCAGGGGUGGAGGGUUGACCCUGCUGGUCUGGACACCAGGGUGGGGGGGGCUUCCCGCGGCCUGGUUGAGGCCGCCAGAGGUCAAGCCCAAUCCUGGUUAGUUAAAGCAGGCGACGGACUUCCUCAGCCCUUGGCGAUGCAGGGUUUGUGCCGCUCCUUCAAGGGAAGCGCCAGGGUUUCGCCGGCCAACUUGGGGUUUCACAUCAUCAGUCCACCGUUGAUUUUGGGGGGUGGGUGGGCAGGAAAGGGCGGAGAGACGACGAUGCCCGCCUCCCUUUGGGUGGCAUUAAUCAUCAUUAGCGAAGGUGGGGGGCUCCUGCAGGAGAAGGCCAGGAUCCUGGUCUUUUGAGACGGGGGGGGGGCCGAGGGAAGACUCACACCUAACUCACGUUAAACAUCCGUUCUCUCUCUUUCUGCACAUUUGGGGGGGGGGUGAUGGACACGUUUUAGCCCCCCCCCCCCCGGGCUGGAAAUACUGCCCCUUAAGGCAGGCUUCCCCAACCUUGGAUCUGGAUUCGGGGACCGGCCUGGGGGGAGAGAGGGGGGAGGGGAGAGGUCCCUGCAAGCGGCACCCGUGUGCUCGCACCUCCCAUUUGUGCAAGUGGCGGGCAGGCAUGCGCACUGUCUUGCUGGCUUCUGACACAAGUGGGGGGGCCUGCAUGCCCGCCACUUCUGCUGCCCGGUUCCGAAGGGGUCAAGGCAUGGUAGUGGGCUGCAGCCCCGGGGGGGGCGGGGAGAAGAUGUUGGGGACCCUUGCCCUAAAGGGAGGAGGUGGGGGUAACCCUGUUCUGUCCUGUUCUGGAGAGUCAAGAAAGGAGGAUCUGUCUGAAGUCCCCGGACACCCCCUGACCGUCCAAUCUCCGCACCUCCCGGUGCUCAGUUAAUGGAAGGUUAAUGGGAGCCACAUCCUUGGCUUGAAGGGGAAAGGGGUCAGGAUUAUGGGCCAGGGGGUUCCCUUUCUGGCCACUUUGAGAAGAAGAAAGACAGGCCUCUCUUGGUCUGGCCUAGGAUCUGCCUCUUGGAC
This is a messenger RNA of Notechis scutatus (mainland tiger snake), 3175 nucleotides long. The record is from RefSeq and is a predicted model, not a curated record. Lineage: Eukaryota; Metazoa; Chordata; Lepidosauria; Squamata; Elapidae.